Molecule: messenger RNA, 2345 nt
Organism: Amaranthus tricolor (Joseph's coat)
Lineage: Eukaryota; Viridiplantae; Streptophyta; Magnoliopsida; Caryophyllales; Amaranthaceae
Exons: 4
Coding region: 26-2227 (733 amino acids)
Source: RefSeq, a predicted model, not a curated record
UUAAUUUACAUAUAAAAAGAAGAAAAUGGGAAAACAUAGGCAAAGUCGACAAUCAAAUAAUGAUGGUGUAAAUAACUUCAAAUGGGGGCGUAUGUUCAAUGUCCUUGAUUAUCACCGUUGGCAUUAUGUCAAUAAAGUCAUACCACAUAAAAAACACCAUGCCCAUCAUCUUACAUUCUCUUCAGAUACAGAAGAUGACUCAAAUUUGCUUGUUUGCGAGAAGGACAAAUGCAUAAGAAAUGAAGUUAUGAAUUCCCAAUUAGAAGCAAAAAAAUUGGAAGAGAAUAAUGCAUCAAAUAAUUUAGGGCUAGCUUGGAGUCCAAAAUCGAAGGGAUUUUGGUCAGUGCCUAUAAGCCCAAAAAGCUCUCGAAUAGCAAGAAUAAAGAAAAGUAUUGUAAAAGGAGUUACAAAAAGAAAGGGUAGGCAUAGAAGAAGCUCUACAUGUCCAACUGAUUCAGUAUUAGAGAACAAUGAAAUUUCUGAGCAAGACAUAAAAAGUGCAACCUUAGAACAAUUUGAUGACACAAAACUAGUGCUUCAAGAUCAUGCAAAUUUAUCCAUCAAUCAUUAUUUAUAUAAUAAAUGUAGGAGAAGAAAGAGUUGGUCAUUUCAUCACUCUAAGGAGUUUAUGAAUGUUGUUAGUACAAGUUUAGAUGAUCCAUCACCUUGUUCAAGAGAUUCUUUGUUGACUAAACUUGCUACAAGUUGUUACAACACUAAAUCUUUAACAAAAUCUUCAUCAUUUCCCUCUCAAGAGCUUUUAAAUGCUAAUCAAUCUUCCUCGAUUAGUUUAUUUAAGCUGAUGAUACCUGAAGAAAGUAUUGAUUCUCGACGUACUAGUCAGUUUGUUGGUAGGAGAUUUAAAGAUUUAAGACAUAAGAUUAAAAAUUUGAUCAAGGAGAAUAAAAAGGAGAGACAGAGGAUUGCUAUGGAUGCAGUUCUUCAUAAAGUUCCUUAUGGAUGCAAAAUUAAAAUUUCGGAUGAUGGUGGUAAUAAAGAAAGUUUGUGUCUUGAUAUAAAUGAAACUGAUCCAUUGAUUUCUCAAAAGAAUAAAAAGAUUUUAAAAAGAAGAUCGACAUCUCUUGAUGGGUCUAUUGAAAAGUAUUGUCAGUUAUUUCAGACAGCUAGUUUGAGUAGAGAAGCUCAAAUAGAUACUUUUGAAAAAUCAAAUUCGAAAGUUAUGGAUGAUCCAAUGACUAACAAAAAGCGGUUUGAAAGAAUGUUUUCAUCUCCAGAUCUUCAAGUAUUUUUAAACCACCCACUCGAUGAUUACCAUGAUAAUGUUUUUUCGAGAACACCCAAUAGGAGGUUAUUAACAAGUUUGAGUAGUAAAAAAGUGGAAAAUGACGAGGAUAUCUUAGUCGAUACCACAAAAGAAUUUCAUACAACCCAAGAGUUUGAAUGUAUAAAUUUAGAAGAUUGUGAAAGCAACACUAGUGAAGAAACAUUAUCAUCCUCAUUAGACAAAGAUGAAGAAAAUAAGAUGUUACAACAAAAUGACAACAUGAUCGUCGACGUCGUGCAACCUAUUUUCACGAUCCUCGGUUCAUUUUCGGAAAAAAACUCCGAUGAAUUUAAAGGAUCAUCUUUAGAAGGUAACAUAUUAUCAGAUUAUGAAUCAACACAAUUACAAGAAUUAUCCACAGAUGGAGAAAAGAUCCCAACACAGCAUAAAUAUAUAUCAGUUGAUGACCAUAAAAGAGAAGAAUUUAAAUAUGUUGAAGACAUCCUAACUCAAUCAGGCUAUCUAGGAACCAAAGUUAUUGGAACGUGGUACUCCUUAGAACAACCAUUGGAUCCCUCCAUGUUUGUUCAGCUUGAGUCAGAAACUUCAUUUAAUAAUAAUAAUAAUAAUAAUAAUAAUAAUAAUAAUAAUAAUAAUAAUAAUAAUAAUAAUAAUCAUUUACUUUUAUUUGAUAUGAUAAAUGAGGCAUUAUUAUUAAUUUACGAAAGGUAUGUAUCAUACUGGUCUACACCCUUGUGCUCAUGCUCACGAAUACAAUUGAUGCCUAAAGGAUACCAUGUUCUUGAGGAGGUAUGGAAGUAUAUUUAUUGGUAUAUAUGUUGCUCUAUUCAUCCCCACCUUCAUUCUUCCUUGAAUUACAUUACAACUCCUGAUUUUGAUAAGGAUGAUGGAUGGAUGAAUCUUCAACUUGAUGCUGAAUGUGUUGGACUACAUCUUGCUGAUUUGAUUUUUGAUGAUCUUUUGAUUGAAUUUUCUUCAUAAUUAAACUUCCCUUUUCGAACUAUAUGUAUUCGUAUAUUAUUAAUUAGUACACUAGUAUAAAAAUUCGUGCAAUACACAAAAUUGUUAAUAUAUACUAAACAUAAAUUUACAUUUAAAU